AGGGAGCUGUAGACGGGAAUUUGAGAGAGUUUGACAGAGGGAGGCUUACAAUGGUGAGGAGGACCCGCAACACCUGUGCCAGCACUGCUUCUGUCUCCUCCACCUGCGCCUGUAGCCAGACAGAGUACCAAAGCAUGGAUGCUUUUACCCAGAUUCUGGUGUGGGCUUGCAAAGACUGUAAUUUGCUAUUUCCACUUACUGAUAUCCAGGCUGGGGGUGGCAUCCAAUGUGAAAGGUGCCUACUGGUGGAAUCUCUCAGGCAGCAGGUGGGAGAGCUACAGGAGAAGGUGGCUAGGCUGAGGAACAUCCAUAUCCAUGAGCAAUUCCUGGACAGUAUCCAUGUGGAGACAGCUGAUGGUGCUGUCCCAGUUGACAGGACUACCGACACUCCAGUGGAGGAAGAGAUGCCUCAGGGUGUAUCUGACACACCAGUGGAGGAGGAGGCUCAGGGUGGACACAGCCAGCUGGUUACUUCUAGCAGCAGGCAGUGCUCCACCGCUGCUGCAAACCCUCCUGCUGUGGUAAAAGAUAACCAUUAUGCUCUUCUUGAUACAGGAGAGAAGAAAUCACCCCCAACAGUUAAGGGGGUGAAGCCUCGUACCCCUAAGGCUGGGAGGUCUGCUGCCACCACUGAUAAGAAAUGUAGGGUAGUGGUGGUUGGAGACUCUCUGCUGAGGGGGACGGAGACACCCAUCUGUCGCCCUGACCGUUCAUCCCGGGAGGUAGGGGUCCGGGCAGAGACAGAUGCAUCGUGGAGGUGAAUGCCUGGCUGCGAAGAUGGUGUCGCCAGGAGGGCUUUGGCUUCCUCGACCACGGGAUGCUAUUUGAGGAAGGACUGCUAGGAACAGAUGGCGUUCGCCUUUCGAAGAGGGGAAAGGCCUUAUUUGCGCACAGACUGGCUAACCUAGUAAGGAGGGCUUUAAACUAGGUUCGACGGGGACAGGUGAGCAAAGCCCACAGGUAAGUGGGGAACAAGACCUGGGAGAUGGGUUGGAAACAGGAGGGAGCACGGGCUAUAAUGGCAGAGAGGAAGGAGGGUCAGGGCAAAGCCGGGAGGCAAGAUCAAACCAGUAUCUUAGAUGCCUAUAUACAAAUGCAAGAAGUAUGGGUAAUAAGCAGGAAGAACUGGAAGUGCUAAUAAAUAAAUACAACUAUGACAUUAUUGGCAUUACUGAAACUUGGUGGGAUAAUACACACGACUGGAAUGUUGGUGUGGAUGGGUAUAGUUUGCUCAGGAAGGAUAGACAGGGGAAAAAGGGAGGAGGUGUUGCCUUAUAUAUUAAAAAUGUACACACUUGGACUGAGGUGGAGAUGGACAUAGGAGACGGAAGGGUGGAGAGUCUCUGGGUUAGGCUAAAAGGGGUAAAAAACACGGGUGACGUCGUGCUGGGAGUCUACUACAGGCCACCUAAUCAGGCGGAAGAGGUGGAUGAGGCUUUUUUUCAAACAACUAACAAAAUCAUCCAAAGCCCAAGAUUUGGUGGUGAUGGGGGACUUCAACUAUCCAGAUAUAUGUUGGGAAAAUAACACCGCGGGGCACAGACUAUCCAAUAAGUUCCUGGACUGCAUUGCAGACAACUUUUUAUUUCAGAAAGUUGAAAAAGCUACUAGGGGGGAAGCUGUUCUAGACUUGAUUUUAACAAAUAGGGAGGAACUUGUUGAGAAUUUGAAAGUAGAAGGAAGCUUGGGUGAAAGUGAUCAUGAAAUCAUAGAAUUUGCAAUUCUAAGGAAGGGUAGAAGGGAGUACAGCAGAAUAGAGACAAUGGAUUUCAGGAAGGCGGAUUUUGGUAAGCUCAGAGAGCUGAUAGGCAAGGUCCCAUGGGAAUUAAGACUGAGGGGAAAAACAACUGAGGAAAGUUGGCAGUUUUUCAAAGGGACGCUAUUAAGGGCCCAAAAGCAAGUUAUUCCGAUGGUUAGGAAAGAUAGAAAAUGUGGCAAAAGACCACCUUGGCUUACCCUUGAGAUCUUGCGUGACCUACAAAAUAAAAAGGUGUCAUAUAAAAAAUGGAAACUAGGUCAGAUCACGAAGGAUUAAUAUAGGCAAAUAACACAGGAAUGCAGAGGCAAGAUUAGAAAAGCAAAGGCACAAAAUGAACUCAAACUAGCUAUGGGAAUAAAGGGAAACAAGAAGACUUUUUAUCAAUACAUUAGAAGCAAGAGGAAGACUAAGGACAGGGUAGGCCCACUGCUCAAUGAGGAGGGGGAAACAGUAACGGGAGACUUGGAAAUGGCAGAGAUGCUUAAUGACUUCUUUGUUUCGGUCUUCACUGAGAAGUCUGAAGGAAUGUCUAGUGUAGUGAAUGCUUACGGGAAGAGGGUAGGUUUAGAAGAGAAAAUAAGGAAAGAGCAAGUAAAAAAUCACUUAGAAAAGUUAGAUGCCUGCAAGUCACCAGGGCCUGAUGAAAUGCAUCCUAGAAUACUCAAGGAGUUAAUAGAAGAGGUAUCUGAGCCUCUAGCUAUUAUCUUUGGGAAAUCAUGGGAGACGGGGGAGAUUCCAGAAGACUGGAAGGGGGCAAAUAUAGUGCCCAUCUAUAAAAAGGGAAAUAAAAACAACCCAGGAAACUACAGACCAGUUAGUUUAACUUCUGUGCCAGGGAAGAUAAUGGAGCAGGUAAUCAAAGAAAUCAUCUGCAAACACUUGGAAGGUGGUAAGGUGAUAGGGAAUAGCCAGCAUGGAUUUGUAAAGAACAAAUCGUGUCAAACUAAUCUGAUAGCGUUCUUUGAUAGGAUAACGAGCCUUGUGGAUAAGGGAGAAGCGGUGGAUGUGAUAUACCUAGACUUUAGUAAGGCAUUUGAUACAGUCUCGCAUGAUAUUCUUAUAGAUAAACUAGGAAAGUACAAUUUAGAUGGGGCUACUAUAAGGUGGGUGCAUAACUGGCUGGAUAACCGUACUCAGAGAGUAGUUGUUAAUGGCUUCCAAUCCUGCUGGAAAGGUAUAACAAGUGGGGUUCCGCAGGGGUCUGUUUUGGGACCGGUUCUGUUCAAUAUCUUCAUCAACGAUUUAGAUGUUGGCAUAGAAAGUACGCUUAUUAAGUUUGCGGACGAUACCAAACUGGGAGGGAUUGCAACUGCUUUGGAGGACAGGGUCAAAAUUCAAAAUGAUCUGGACAAAUUGGAGAAAUGGUCUGAGGUAAACAGGAUGAAGUUCAAUAAAGAUAAAUGCAAAGUGCUCCA
This is a messenger RNA of Gopherus flavomarginatus (Mexican gopher tortoise), 3174 nucleotides long. RefSeq lists its product as uncharacterized. The record is from RefSeq and is a predicted model, not a curated record. The coding region runs from base 51 to 761 and encodes 236 amino acids. The transcript is spliced from 2 exons. NCBI's taxonomy places the organism in Eukaryota, Metazoa, Chordata, Testudines, Testudinidae.